UUCAUUUUCAGUGCUGUGUGGAGGGAAAAACGUUUCAUUAUAUUUAGCUGUUUUGUUCACGCCAACAACAUGAAGAUCAUUCAGCUUCAGCUCUAUGUCUUAAUCAGUUUUCAAGCUGCAGUGUCAGAUCUACAAACUGAUUUGGGAUCAAAUGUGACCAUAAACUGUGAAUUUGAUGAAGAUGAGGUUUAUUGGAUUUCACUGAAAACAGCAGAUCCUCCAACACUGAUUCUUCGAUCAAUGUCAACUACACCAUCUCCUUUUUACUUUAAUAAUACAUUUAGAAAUAAAUAUUCAGUGCAGUUUAAACAUCGUCUGGUAAUAAAUAAUGUGACUGUUGAUGAAUUAGGAGUUUAUUAUUGUAUGAACACAGAUACACCUCCAAAACUCAGCAACAGUACCAGAAUAUACAUCACUGAAUCAGCUCAACUAGCUGAGUGUCACAAUCAAACAGUGGUGGAUCAAACACAAUGGCAGAUUAUUAGCAUCAUAUCUGCUUUGAUGAAUGGACUUCUGCUCAUUGUACUGAUUGGAGUAGUAAAAGUUUUUGUUGUUGGAAAAAGAAGGUCUGUAGAACAAUCACAACAACUCAACACUGAUCUACAGCAGAUCCAAGUUACAGAACAACAUCAGGACCCAAACCAUUUACAGUAUGCCGAGGUGAAUUUUUCCAAGCUGCGGAGAAAUUUUCGGUCUAGCCAAGUCAACACCACCUAUGCUGCAUUAAAGCCACCAAAAUUAUAA
This is a messenger RNA of Labeo rohita (rohu), 744 nucleotides long. RefSeq lists its product as uncharacterized. NCBI's taxonomy places the organism in Eukaryota, Metazoa, Chordata, Actinopteri, Cypriniformes, Cyprinidae. The transcript has 5 exons. Bases 70 to 744 code for a protein of 224 amino acids. The record is from RefSeq and is a predicted model, not a curated record.